Molecule: messenger RNA, 2414 nt
Organism: Rhipicephalus microplus (southern cattle tick)
Lineage: Eukaryota; Metazoa; Arthropoda; Arachnida; Ixodida; Ixodidae
Product: luciferin 4-monooxygenase
Molecular function (GO): CoA-ligase activity
Source: RefSeq, a predicted model, not a curated record
UUGGGAAUCGAAAAUUGGAGCGUCGCGCACCUGUGUAACAAAACCUUUUCUUUGUUUAUCUGUAGUCGUAAGCUUUAGAGACGCCAACCUGGUCCGGCGCAGUGUUACCGCAGUCUGCUUGAGUGUACACCAUUCGCUGGUACAAGACAAUGGCACAGAACACAACCCAAGGAUUUGCAGACGACGUUACGAUUGAAGACCGCAUCGUGAAGUCGACAGUCCAGGGCCUCAAGAUUCCAGAUGUUGACCUUGCAGAACAUCUCAGAAACGUGUGGGACGUGCAACCUGUGGGCAUCGCACUGGUGGAUGCAGAAACUGGCGUACCUCACACCAACAGACAGCUCAUGGAAAAUUGCGAACGCAUCGCGGCUGGAUUUCAAGCUCUUGGCUUGGCACGUGGAGACAUGGUAGCAUUUGCAUCUGGCAACAGCGUCGACUUGGUAAUGGCGUUCAUCGCAGUGAUCUUCGCUGGAGCGAAGAUUACUUGCGUCAAGACUGUGUUCAAUGCGAGAGAAAUGACCCGAGUCCUGAUGACUACGAAACCUACUCUCGUCUACUCCGAUAUGGAAACUGCCGACAAAAUUCAGGAAGUGUGCCAAAACAUUCCCUCUGUUAAGGCAUUGGUGGCAGCUGGAGAACGCAACGGCAUGGCGAACAUUGCGACGCUGAAAGAAACGCCCCGCAAUGCCUUCAAGCGUCCCGCUCCAGCCGACCCAGGCGACGUGGCCAUCGUCUUCCACUCCAGUGGAUCUACCGGUCUGCCCAAGGCUGGCCUCAUUAGUCAUCGUAACUUCAUCGCCGAACUCGUGACGUUCGGGUACAAAAACGAAGGACUCCGCAAGGGUGACAUAUUCCUAGCCUACCUGCCGCUGAUGCAUGCUGCCCCAAUGUGGCUUCUUUUCACAAUGCUCACCCAUCAUGUUCAAGUUGUGCUAGUGGCAGCCAAGGACCUGGCCCAAGUGCUUAUGCCCAUUCCGAAAUACAAGGUGACCACACUGGUGCUGUACCCUACACACGGCCUGCACAUCGUUCAGCGAGGUCUUCCGCCCCCUCUGGAUGUGAGCAGCUUACGGGCGGUGUUCAUUGCUGGAAGUUCGAUCCCACAACUGGUGCUCAGGCAACUGGGCGAAUUGUUCCGAGGUUGUCUCAUCAUUCACGGUUAUGGUCUCACAGAAGUUUGCUGUGCCAUUGCCUACACUCGAGGACAAUGUCAUGACUUCAAGACAGCAGGAAUCCCAAUGCCGUACGUGAACAUCAAGGUGGUGGAUAUUGACAGUGGGGCGAAGCUCGGUCCAGGAGAGUGUGGCGAAAUCUGCGUGAAGGGACCGACCUGCUUCAAAGGGUACCUUGAUGCACCUGAGGCAACCGCUCAUGUCUUCGACGAUGAAGGAUACGUCAGAACGGGUGACACGGGUUAUUAUACAUCGCGCGGUGAGCUUUACGUGCUGGACCGAAUCAAGGACAUUAUCAGAUGCAUGGACCAACAGGUGGCCCCUGCGGAGCUUGAAGAACUGCUGCAGGAGCACCCGGACGUGAUACAAGCUGCCGUAGCUGGUGUACCGCACCCUGAGUACCUAGAAGCGCCUAGGGCAUUUAUUGUGCUCGAACGGCGCCCGGGAAGGGAAGAAGAAAAAGAUGCCCACAAGGAAGCCCUGCUCAAUUACAUCAAAGGCCUGGUGGCACCUCACAAGCAGCUGCAUGGCGGAAUCGAAUUCGUCGACGUCAUACCCCAGACCGAGACUGGAAAACCGCACCGACGCCAGCUCAGGGAUGAAUACCUCCAGCGGGAAGGGGCUAAAAUCACACCGUGAAAUGCGUUUUCAAGGCAAAUAUGGCUGAGCGAGCCACGCUAUGGCCUGAUAAGCUGCCCUUUCUUGACUUUAAAUUUAUGUACAACUUCAACUAUGAGCUUUGCAUUUCAGCGCUACUUAUGUACUUCAACACUUCAAUUUUGUACUUGACUUGUGUGGAAAAAAAUUCAUGUUCUUAGAUGCCUCGCAUCGAUGUUUAGGGGGCAACAAUUCGCAUCAAUGCCAUUUGAGAAUGCCAUCGCAGGAGUUGAGACGUCUUUGUGGUGAGUGGAUGCGCGAAGGUACAGGGUGUGGAUGAUGUUUCGCUUCAGCAUGCCGUCGAAUUACGUCACCAGAUAUUUGCGCAAAAUUUUUAAUUAUCUGACCACUUUUGAAUCAGACAUUGAUACUCCUGCUUCUCUAAAGGUGAAAACUUGAAUGCAGACGAUCUUGUCAUACUCGCUGGAACUGUUGCACAAGCAACGUAAUUGAUAAAUUUGAGAAGCAUGCCGCCGCUUUGCCGUUUAUGGUUUCAUUUUCUUUCUGUAACGUGUCCAUGUGUGGCGAGACAUAUUUAUGUCAUGGCUUUUGGGAAUAAAUGUUUGACCUCACAGUCAGCGUUCA